AUGUCUCCCGCCGCUAUCGAAAACGACGUGGCCACGAACCGAGUGAAUAGCAAUGGCGUUGUGAAGUCGAAAAAAACUACGAUCUCGACACCUUUACCCAAUCCUUCUUUGCAGGUGACGGCCGAUCACAACUUGAAGCAGGUGGAAGCGCCCGUCUAUGCUCCAGGCAUCGGUGAGGUUCUCCUACACAUUAAAGCCACCGGUGUUUGUGGGUCGGAUAUUCACUUUUGGAGACAUGGGAGGAUAGGAACAUUGGUGGUCGAGGGAGAUUGCAUAUUAGGGCACGAGGCGGCAGGCAUCGUGCUUCAAUGCGGAGAAGGCGUCACCAACCUCAAGCCUGGUGAUCGUGUGGCUGUCGAGCCAGGUGUUCCCUGCGGUGUAUGUUUCCUCUGCGUGGACGGUCGGUAUAACCUUUGUGAAGACGUUCAAUUCGCCGGUGUUUACCCCUACGAUGGGACCAUUCAGCGUUACAAGUGCCACCCCGCAAAAUGGUGUCACAAGAUUCCCGAUAAUGUUUCCUUUUCGGAGGGCGCACUCCUAGAACCUCUUUCUGUAGUCAUGCACGGCGUGAACACCGCAGGGCUCUCUCUCGGUCGCGGUGCUGUUGUUUGCGGUGCCGGUCCGAUUGGUCUCAUCGCGUUGGCAGCCGCGAGGGCGAGCGGUGCGCAUCCGAUUGUGAUAACAGACUUGGAGCCCAAGAGAUUGGAGUUUGCAAAGAAGUUCGUACCCUCGGCUAUCACUUAUCAGGUCCAGAGGAACUUGAGUGCGGAAGAAAGCUCGAAAGAGAUUAGGAGGUUGUUCAACUUUGAGUACGUGGGCGAAUACGGGGCGCCUGAGGUGGUGCUUGAAUGUACCGGCGUAGAGAGCAGUGUCAUCACAGCGUGCUACACAGCGAGAAGAGGGGGAAGUGUCCUGGUUAUUGGUGUGGGGCGCGAGAUCAUGAACAAUCUGCCGUUCAUGCACUUGUCGCUCGCCGAGAUCGAUCUCAAGUUCAUCAACCGAUAUCGUGACACCUGGCCAGCGGGUCUGCAAUGCCUCGGUGGCGGUAUUCUAGAUCUCAAACCUCUCGUCUCGCACACAUACCCCUUGGAGAAGGCGUUGGACGCGCUGCACACAUGCGGAGACUUGAGUAAUGGUAGCAUCAAGGUGCAGAUCCUUGACGAAGAGGAAGAUGUGUUUUGA
This is a messenger RNA of Didymosphaeria variabile, 1182 nucleotides long. RefSeq lists its product as uncharacterized. The transcript is spliced from 5 exons. Bases 1 to 1182 code for a protein of 393 amino acids. Lineage: Eukaryota; Fungi; Ascomycota; Dothideomycetes; Pleosporales; Didymosphaeriaceae. Gene Ontology annotation, biological process: D-sorbitol catabolic process. Gene Ontology annotation, molecular function: L-iditol 2-dehydrogenase (NAD+) activity; zinc ion binding. The record is from RefSeq and is a predicted model, not a curated record.